AGCUGUGCUUCUGUAGGAGGUGACAGUGGGACACUAUAGGUACUGGCAGAAGCUGGUGAUUACUUGCAGACAAGGAGAGCACAGAAAUCCGUUUGAUUGACAUUAAGGAUUGCAACAUCUAGAAAUCUCUGCAGAGAGGACGUCACAAGGUGAACUAUCAACAUGAGUACCCAGCCACUUGGUAACAUCACUAGAAAGCCCGGAUUACAGAUAUGGUCCAUCGAGAAGAUGCAAAUGGUCCCGCUCCCUGAAAAGGCCUAUGGGAGUUUCUUUGAAGGUGAUUGCUACAUCCUGUUGUAUUGCAAGCAGCUGCCUGGCAGCCUGUCCAGUGAUCUUCACUAUUGGAUAGGGAAGGAGUCCUCGCAAGAUGAGCAGGGGGCAGCUGCGCUAUACACAACUCAGCUUGACGAGACGCUGGGAGGGAGCCCGAUCCAGCACCGAGAAGUACAGGGAUAUGAAUCAGCCAUCUUCAAAAGUUAUUUCAAAAAUGGCAUUAUCUACAAGAAGGGAGGGGUGGGCUCAGGAUUUAAACACGUGGAGACAAACAUGUACAAUAUCCGUCGGCUGCUGCACGUGAAAGGGAAGAAACAUGUAACUGCUACAGAGGUGGAGUUAUCCUGGAAAAGCUUCAAUAAAGGAGAUGUCUUCCUUCUCGAUCUUGGGAAAGUGAUCAUCCAAUGGAACGGGCCUGAAAGCAACAAGUCUGAAAGGAUAAGGGCCUGUACCUUAGCUCAGAGCAUCCGAGACGAUGAGAGAGGGGGGAGAGCGCAGAUCGGCAUCAUAGACAAUGAGCAGGAUUCCUCUGAUCUAAUGCAAAUAAUGAGCGCUGUGCUUGGAACCAGAACUGGAGAGCUGAAAGCAGCGGUUCCCGAUGAAAAGGCAGAUGAACAGCAGAAGGCCAAUGUCAGGCUUUACCAUGUUUUUGAAAAGUCUGGAGAUUUGGUUGUUCAAGAAAUAGCUACAAAACCACUGACCCAGGACCUGCUUCAGCAUGAGGACUGCCACAUUCUAGAUCAAGGAGGGGUGAAGAUCUUUGUCUGGAGAGGGAAAAACUCCAGCCCCACAGAGAAGAAGGCAGCUUUCAGCAGAGCUGUGGGUUUUAUACAAGCUAAAGGAUACCCAGCAACCACAAACGUAGAAGUAAUGAACGAUGGCGCUGAAUCUGCCAUGUUCAAACAACUGUUUCAGAACUGGAAAGAUUUUGAGGAAACGCAAGGGCUUGGGAAAUCAUACAGUGUUGGAAAAAUUGCUAAAGUGGAUAACGUGAAGUUUGACAUCAACCAGCUAUAUGCCAGACCAGAACUCGCUGCAGAGCAGAGAAUGGUAGACGAUGCGUCCGGGAAGGUUGAGGUUUGGCGCAUUGAAAAUCUGGAAUUAAAAGAGGUUGAUUCGAAAACGUAUGGACGUUUCUAUGGAGGAGACUGUUACUUGGUUUUGUAUACCUACAUAAAAUCUGGGAAGCCAAAUUAUCUUCUGUAUAUGUGGCUUGGACGUCAUGCCUCUCAGGAUGAAGUUACCGCAUGCGCCUAUCAUGCGGUGGAGUUGGAUCGGAAGUACCAGGACCAGCCAGUACAAAUCAGAGUCACCAUGGGGAAGGAGCCUAAACAUUUCCAAGCCAUCUUUAAAGGAAAGAUGAUUAUAUAUGAGGGGGGAACAAGUCGAGCUGACAAGAAGGAACCAGAACCACCAAUCAGGCUGUUCCAGGUCCGAGGAACAGAUGAAUUUAACACAAAAGCCGUAGAGGUUCCACCCAGAGCCGCUUCCCUUAACUCAAAUGAUGUCUUUGUUCUCAAGACGGACUCUGUGUGUUACUUGUGGUGCGGAAAGGGUUGCAGUGGGGACGAGCGAGAGAUGGCAAAGACUGUAGCUAACAUAAUCUCCAAGCAAGACAAGCAGACUGUCCUGGAGGGUCAGGAACCAGCAGAGUUCUGGGUUGCACUGGGAGGGAAAUCUCCUUAUGCCAGUGACAAAAGAUUCCAAGAGGCAGUGGUACAAUACAAGCCUCGUUUAUUUGAAUGUUCCAAUCAGACGGGCCGGUUUAUCAUGACUGAAAUUGUGGAUUUUACCCAAAGUGACCUUGAUGAGGAUGACGUAAUGUUACUGGACACUUGGGAAGAGAUUUUCCUUUGGGUUGGAAAAAUGGCCAAUGAAUUUGAAAAGAAUGAAGCAGUAAACUCUUCAAAGGAAUACUUGAUGGCCCAUCCAGCCAAGAGGGACUUAGCCACACCCAUUAUAACAGUGAAACAGGGGUAUGAGCCCCCAACCUUCACAGGCUGGUUUGAGGCUUGGGACUCACACAAGUGGAGCUCUAACGUGUCCUACGAAGAUAUGAAGAAGAAUUUGGGUGAUGUAUCUGCUAUUUCACAGAUAAGUGUGGAUUUGCAAAAUACCAACUUGGACAAAAAGACUACAAACAAGCUUAAUAAACCGGUGAAGACAGAAGUUAUUAACAAUGUGCCAACAUACCAGUCUCAUAGCAACGGAAAACAGCAAUACAGCAAUGCGAACCAGUCAAACAGCAAUGGCAUCCAAAACGCAAUCCAAGGCAUACAAAACGCAGCAUCUGUGCCAGAAAAUAAUGGAAAUGAAUUUUAUGAUAAAGUUCUGAUACUCAACAAAACUUCAGAUGAGCUACCUGAAGGAGUAGACCCCUCCAGAAAGGAGAUGUACCUGUCUGAUGCGGACUUUGUCAGCAUUUUGGGGGUGCCCAAAACCCAAUUCUACCAAAUGCCCAAGUGGAAACAACAAAGCAUGAAGAAGGAAAAGGGUCUUUUUUAGAUGAUCUCAAGGCCCCAAGUCUUUUCUGGUUAUAUAUAUAUGGAGACUUUUACCUCUAAGAAAUGUUUAACAAGAACAUAUUGAUAAGGAAUUUUCUUGAUAAAGAAACAUUUGAGCUGUGUAACUUCUGGAUCUUGGACCAUAAUGCACUUUACUAAAUUGCAAAUUUUAAGACAAUUUAAAAAGUCAAACAAAUACAUUUGUGUUUCUGUUAAAGGUUGUGGCUUUCAUAGGUCUAAUUGCAGUUUGAAUAAAUUUGUCAUACUUUAUAGAUCAAAAUAUUGUUAUAUAUACUGUUUUUGCUGAUGACAUAUUAAGAGAUCUUACAGCCUCUGAUAUCACCUACCUUCUAACUCAACAUAUCCUAUAAAACAGUUAUAUUGAUGAAACUUUAAAUGCAAUGCCGCAUCCUCUGUUAUUGCAUACUUCCUAGAUCAAUAUAUUCUUUUACAUUCAGUUAUAUUGAUGACAUUUUAAAUGUAAUGCUAUAGGCUCUGGAAAACAUUACCAGACUAACCUUAAAUAUGUUACCUACAAUAAUUACCAUAGGAAAUACCCCCAUUACUUACAUUAUGUGUUAUGCAUACAGUUUUUAUUGAUGACAUGUUAAAAGUAAUCUUAUAGCCUCUGAUACAACAUACCUCCUAGGUCAACAUAUCCUUUUAAAUAGUUAUAUUGAUGACAUUUAAUGUAAUGCCACAGCCUCUCAUAUCACAUACCUCCUAGAUUAAUGUAUCCUUUUACAUACAGUUGUAUUGAUGACAUCCUAAAUGUAAUACCGCAGCCUCUGAAAAACGUUACUAGAGCUAAUAUAAGAUAUGUUACAUACAAUAAUUACCAAGGAAAUAUCCUCCAUUUAUUUGUUUGAGAAUGUUUGUGUAACUAAAUAUUUUUUGCCAACAUUAAACAAAAAACAGGAGAUAUUAGCCAAAGAUGUUGCCAACCAUAAUUCAUUAUAUCUAUCUAGUCUGCAGACACCUUCCCAAUCUGAUUUAUCCACGAAUAAAUUCCACAUAAUAGGCAAGAUUACAUAUGCGGCGUUGCCCGCAAAAGCCGGCGACGCUGGUUUUUACGCAGUUUUGGUAUCACAUAUACGGGGCCGCAUAUAAAUGCGGCUUGUAUAUUUCACCCGUUGCCUGCCAUUUUUACUCCCAUAAGCUAACAUAGAAUCGCGUCACAAAUCGGUAUCACAUAUUCCGUGCAAGGACUUACGCGGCAAAAAUUGAGACAUUUUACUCCAUUUUCACCUCACCACCAGUGUUCCCUCUAAGGACAGUUUUGUGUGCAGCCCAGCAGUGAAACGGUUAACAAGAGAACCCUACCUUGCCAUCUGCAUUGUGCAGUGUUUGCUAAUUGUAGGGUGUGGUUACCUAAUUAACUGUUUUACUGCUGGGCCGCACACAAAACUGGCCUUAGAGGGAACACUGCUCACCACAUAUAGGCAGACGCAGCAAGACUUGCGCUGAGUAUGUUAGCACUGUAACCACCUGAAAAUAGUAACUAACGCAUGCGCAAUAUCUAUCUACUUGUCAACCGCAAUCCCCCACCGCAAUAACAAAUAAAGUAUAUUAACCCCUAAUCCGCCAUUAACCCACAUCACAAUAAACGUAAUAAAUGUAUUAACCCCUAAUCUGCCAUUAACCCACAUUGCAAAGUACCUAUUAAAACUAUUAACCCCUAAUCCGUCAUUAACCCACAUCGCAACAAACUUUAUAAAUCGAUUAACCCCUAAUCCUCCAAACCCAUACAACGCAAUAAUCAUAAUAAAUCUAUUAACCCCUAAUCCGCCAAACCCCCACAAUGCAAAGAACUAAUUAAAUUACUAAGCCCCUAACCUAACACCCCCUAAAUUAACCCCAAUUACCUAAAUUAAAAAAUACUAAGUUACAAUUAAAAUAAAAAAACUAACAUUACUUAAAAUAAAAAAAUUAUCUAAGAUUACAAAGAAUAAAAAAGUCUAACAUAGCAUAAAAUAAUAAACCAAAUUAUCAAAAAUAAAAAAUUAAACCUAAUAAACCUAUAAUAAAAAAGCCCCCCCAAAAUAAAAACACCCCCUAAUCUAAUACUAAACUACCAAUAGCCCUUAAAAGGGCCUUUUGUAGGGCAUUGCCCUAAAUUAAACAGCUCUUUUACCUUAAAAAAAUACUAAGUCCCCCCUCUAACAGUAAAACCCACCACCCAACAAACCCCCCAAAAUAAAAAAAAUAACUAACACUAAAAAACUCUAAACUACCCAUUGCCCCUAAAGGGGCAUUCGUAUGGGCAUUGCCCUUAAAAGGGCAUUCAGCUCUUUUAAGAGUGCCCAAUAAAUCCCUAAUCUAAACCCUCCCUCAAAAAAAUCCUAACUCUAACCCCCAAAUAGGUAGAAGGUCCUGUUCCAGGUGGUGAAGUCUUAUUCCAAGCGGGGACCUUUUCCUUCUUCAUACAGGACCAAGCCGGCAUGGAGCAGAACCGGCGACCGCGGAUCCAUGGAGGAUCCUUUUCGUACAAUCACCGCGUACACUGAAUAGUGAAUUCAAGGUACGCGUUUAAAUAUGACGUCCCUUGCAUUCCUAUUGGCUGAUUUGAUUCUUCAAAUUCAAAUCAUCCAAUAGGAUGAAAGCUACUGAAAUCCUAUUGGCUGAUUUGAACUAGUUUAUCCGACUUAAGGGACUUUAUGAACUGCCGGCGCAGUAUAUGUGAUACCCCGAUGUGCGAGGUGAAAUAACGGGCGGCGUGGGUUUCAUAAGUUACGCUGAAGCUUGCACCGCAUAUGUAAUCUCACCUAAUGUAUUCAGAUGGUUAUUUGUAACCCAUAAAUGCACGUUAUGCCAAAUUUGUGUUUUAUUUUUACUUUUUUUUUAAUGAUAUGAAUGAUAUAUUUAACUAAUUGUUAAUCCUUUAUGCCUGUUCUGUCUGAUGCCUAUUGCUGGAUGUUCUAAACACAGUUUGUGCAGCAUGGAAAAUGUAUAAUUACAGAAAUAUGUUAUAUGUA
Molecule: messenger RNA, 5752 nt
Organism: Bombina bombina (fire-bellied toad)
Lineage: Eukaryota; Metazoa; Chordata; Amphibia; Anura; Bombinatoridae
Gene: VILL
Product: villin like
Exons: 21
Coding region: 163-2778 (871 amino acids)
Biological process (GO): actin filament severing; barbed-end actin filament capping; actin polymerization or depolymerization
Cellular component (GO): cytoplasm; actin cytoskeleton
Molecular function (GO): actin filament binding; phosphatidylinositol-4,5-bisphosphate binding
Source: RefSeq, a predicted model, not a curated record